CUCCACUCUCCAUCUCAUCUUCCUCAAACCACAAUGCUUGAAGUUUAAUCUUGGCCCGCCAUCUGUUUACAUCGUCAUGAAUAAAUCUCGCCGUUAUAGGAACCAUGCCAUGAAUAAAUGCAGUCCUUGAGAAAAUGGAAUGCUUGAAGCUCUGUCAUGGGUAACGUUGAUUGUAACGAAAUCUGUCACUCAAUACGAUGGAUAGAGCUGAGGUGCCGGAAGGGAGUUCAAAUGAUUGGCGCCGAAAAUUUCCUCACGGCUCAGACACCCUCAUCCGAGUCAUCGAUAAAAAUUUGACCUUGAAAUUCGAAAACUGGCCUUCAUACACCUUCUGCCACGACAACUUGUAUUUCUACGACCCCGUAUAUUGACAUUCCCUGCAAAAGCAGGAACCGCACUACGAAUGGCUUCCACAACAAAACUACCCUCGCUUCCACCUGUGUCCGACACGGAGCCUUCUCGAUGUAUUCUCGAUGCAUAUCGGAUAUCUAUAGCGAAAAGGGUGUCGGAGGCGUUACCGCCGUUGACCAUUGAGCAAGUUUAUAACGGUGUCGACUAUGGCAAGAAGGGCGUUGAUUUCACGAUCGCGUUGCCUAGGUUUAGGUUACCUGGAAAGGUAGACGAGCUUGCUAAGCAAGUAACAGAGCAGUUUCAAGCAGAUGAUUUUAUCGCUUCAGUAACCCACGACAAAGCUUUCCUUCAUUUCCAACUCAACACAACCACCAUGAUCCGCGAAAUUCUUACACAGAUUCACAAUCUCACUCAUAAUACCGAAUCGAAACAACCCGAGUAUGGAACGAACUCUAGUGGUAAAGGGAAGAAAGUGUUGAUCGAGUAUUCUUCGCCGAACAUUGCAAAGGAUUUUCAUGUCGGUCAUUUGAGGAGUACGAUUAUUGGCGCAUUUUUAGCAAACUUGUAUAAGGCUUGUGGGUGGGAAGCGGUUUCGAUGAACUACCUUGGUGAUUGGGGUACUCAGUUUGGGCUCAUUGCUGUUGGUUUCGAACGAUACGGAUCCCAAGAAGAACUCGAAAAAGACGCGAUCAAACAUCUCUUCAAUAUCUACGUCCAAAUCAAUAAAGACGCGUCCGAAGAUCCCGACGUCAAAGUCGAAGCUGCCAAGUUCUUCAAGAGGAUGGAAGGCGGUGAUGAAGAAGCGCUCAAAAACUGGCGGAGUUGGAGGGAGUUGAGUGUGAAGAAAUAUGAAGCUGAAUAUGCGAGGUUGAACGUCAAGUUUGAUAUUUAUACCGGAGAGAGUCAGGUCGGACAGGAAUGGAUGGACAAGGCCACGGCAAGGCUUGAUGAGAUGGGAUUGAUUGAUGUGGUGGACGGCGCGAAGUUAGUUAAUCUGGAAAAGUGGAAGUUGGGAAAGGCGGUUGUUAGAAAAAAGGAUGGAACGUCGAUAUAUCUUACUCGAGACAUCGGUGGAGCCAUCGAACGAUAUGAAAAGCACAAAUUCGACAAGAUGAUUUAUGUUAUUUCGGCUCAGCAAGAUCUGCACGUCGCUCAAUUCCUCAAAGUCCUUGAACUCAUGAAGUUCCCUUGGGCCAAAGAUGUAUCUCUAAUCAACUAUGGUCUUGUACAAGGCAUGAGCACGCGAAAGGGUACCGUCGUCUUCUUAGAUCAGAUCAUCCGGGAGGCAGCAUCUGUCAUGCACGAACAGAUGCAGAAGAACGAGGAGAAGUAUAAAGCCGUAGAGAAUCCUGAGGAAGUUAGCACAGAGUUGGGUAUUACGGGUGUGAAGAUCCAGGAUAUGGCUGCUAAGAGGAUAAACAACUAUACGUUCAAUUGGGACCGAAUGAAAUCCUUCGAAGGAGAUACUGGUCCAUACCUCCAAUACGCACACGUCCGACUCGCCUCGAUCGGUCGUAAAAACCCCCACCUGCUACCCCUCCCUCCACCAUCUUCAAUCGAUGUGACUUGUCUUGCAGAGUCAGCACAUGCUCGUGAAAUCGCUUUCCUUCUCGGGUCAUAUCCGGACGUGGUGAAAACUGCGUUGAAGAACCACGAGCCUAGCACGAUUGUUACUUUCGCGUUCAAAUUGAGUCAUGCGAUAUCGAGCGCUUGGGAGACGGUUGUGGUUAAGGGAGAAGAGGAUAUUGAGAAAGCUAGGGCGAGGAUGUGGUUAUAUGAGUCUGCUAGGGAAGUGUUGGCUGCUGCGAUGAGGUUGUUGACUUUGAGGCCGUUGGAGAGGAUGUAGGCCCUGGAGGGAAGUCCCCUCACGGGACGAGGGCCUCGGUCAUUGACCUCUGCCGACUUGUGGUCUAUUCGUACAUAUCCUAUAUCUUGGUCGAAUGAUAAUAUAUAAUCAAGGUUUCCGAGUAGGAGAUGAUUAAUAUUUGAUACUCAUACCAUUCCGUUAUCCC
Molecule: messenger RNA, 2363 nt
Organism: Marasmius oreades (fairy-ring Marasmius)
Lineage: Eukaryota; Fungi; Basidiomycota; Agaricomycetes; Agaricales; Marasmiaceae
Exons: 7
Coding region: 404-2197 (597 amino acids)
Biological process (GO): mitochondrial translation; arginyl-tRNA aminoacylation
Cellular component (GO): mitochondrion; cytoplasm
Molecular function (GO): ATP binding; arginine-tRNA ligase activity
Source: RefSeq, a predicted model, not a curated record